GUGAGAUAGAGAGAUCAUCUGAGCAAGUGGAAGGGAGUGUGUGAAAUUGCAGCUGGCGCUGAGAAAAAUUCUACUGAGCUUCUUCUACCUGCUGGCAGGAACAACAUGAGCUCCCAGUUUAACAAGGGCCCAGCCUAUGGCCUGUCUGCUGAAGUCAAGAACAAGCUGGCACAGAAAUAUGACCCCCAAAAGGAGACAGAAUUAAAGGUAUGGAUAGAAGAAGUGACAGGAAUGUCCAUUGGCCCAGACUUUCAGAAGGGAUUAAAAGAUGGCAUCAUUCUAUGCGAGCUUAUGAACAAAUUAAGACCAAACUCCAUCCCAAAAGUGAAUGUCUCCCGUCAGAACUGGCACCAGCUUGAGAAUCUCUCUAACUUCAUUAAAACAAUGGCUCUUUAUGGAAUGAAAUCGGUGGAUCUUUUUGAAGCCAAUGAUCUUUUUGAGAAUGGGAACAUGACUCAAGUUCAGGUGUCUUUGCUGGCACUUGCUGGUCUGGCAAAGACACAAGGUUUGCAAAGUGAAGUAGACAUUGGGGUUAAAUACUCAGAGAAAAAGGAGCGGAGUUUUGACGAGAAUACCAAGAAAGCAGGACACUGUGUAAUUGGGCUGCAGAUGGGUACAAAUAAAUGUGCCAGUCAGUCUGGCAUGACAGCAUAUGGCACAAGGAGGCAUCUGUAUGACCCCAAGAACACAAUCCUACCACCAAUGGACCAUUCCACUAUCAGUCUACAGAUGGGCAGCAACAAAGGAGCCAGCCAGGUGGGCAUGACGGCUCCUGGCACUCGGCGUCACAUCUAUGAUACCAAGUCUGGAACUGAGAAGUGUGACAAUUCAUCCAUGUCACUGCAGAUGGGAUACACCCAGGGAGCCAACCAGAGUGGUCAGAUAUUUGGGCUCGGCCGGCAGAUUUAUGACCCAAAAUACUGCCCCACGGGUAAUCGAGAUGAUCUGCCUCAUGAUGAAAAUGAGCAGGAACAAUACCAGCAGGAUUUUUGAACCCUUGUGUGGGGUGACUUUGCCAUAAGGACCAAUAAGAGCUACCUUAACAUUUGAAAAGGUGUACUAAAUUAGAAAAUGUUUCCCUUAUUUAUCCUCAGCUGCAUAAAAUAACUGGACUUCAUGUUAAAUAUUGCUUUAGAAUUUAUCAAGAUUCCUUUUUAGUGCAAAAGAAAAACUGUUGAAGAAAAUUAUCAGGGUGAAGGGUGUGGCAUUUUAUUCCAUAUUAUAUGCCUUUAAACUGCCAACAAGUGUAAUUUGCAGGCAUAAACUUCAGAAUUCCUUUUCUUCUGAUCUUCUGAAGAAGUGCCUUAUUACAUUUUAAACCACACAGCAAAUAAUACUGCUUUCAAGAUUCUGCAGCGUGGAAAGGUUUAAAGGUCUUUUAGAAACAGUUUUUUUCCAGCUCUCUGUCAUAAGGAUAAUUCAAAAAGAGAAACAUGCAGAGAGCCUAAGCUUUUUGUAUUUGUGUAACUGAUGAUAUUUGGGAUGAAAAGAGCAGGUCAUCUUGCCUUAAAUUCCUCUCUGUGUGGUGGUCUGCUCGAGAUGAAAUAACAUAGCAUUCUGUAGAUUACUAAACAAUAUGCAUCAUACUUUGCAGGUCAUUUCUAAAGUGAAUGGACCAAGCAUACUUUUUUAAAGUAUAUUCUGUACAGGAAUUAGCUUUUUAUUGUUUGUAUAUUUUAUUACAUUAUUUCUAAAGGACAAAAAGACCUCUUAUAACAUCAUUGUCUAAGAUGUGGAUUGGCUAUAUUGGAUACUCAUUUUUGGGGUUCUGUACCCCUCCUACAUAUGCUGAUAAUUACUCUUGCUGCUUUUUUUGACCCCAGGAACUUAAUUUAAACUGCCUGCUAUCUUUCCACAUGGGGAAGUACUAGGGGUCUGGACUUGCCUGAUACUCUGCACUAGAUGUGUAAUGUAAAGACAAGACAAUGUUCAUUGCAACUCAAAAGCCACUGUGUCGAGCUUUACCUCCUCUAGAACUGCACAUGCUGCCUUAAGUCUGUUACAAGUCUUUGUAAUUUAUUGUGACUUGUGUGUGCACAUGGAAGAAAUUCCAUCCUUUCAUUUCUGUAGCCCCUGCCAAAUUUUAGGCUAGAAAUGUAUUUGCCAUGAAAAUUCAUUAGCUUGUUCAAGAUAUUGAUAUCUUUAAAGGACCAAUGUAGAUUUUGUUACAUGUAUAAGGCAGUCUUAAUCUCUGAAAGUGAUUUUAUGUAAAGGAACAAACAUGUUAAGUUAACUUUUAGUGAUGUUAUUCUCAUUGACUAAAUUACCUCAUUUAUUGCAGGCAACCUGUCUACAGAACCAAAAUCUUGAUCAUUGUUUUGUGCUGUUUUGAAAUGUACUUGAUUCUAAAUUUGGGUUUGCCUUUUUUAUUUCUUUGUCUUUAUUAAAAAAAGUUGUUUUGUCAUGA
Molecule: messenger RNA, 2407 nt
Organism: Xenopus laevis (African clawed frog)
Lineage: Eukaryota; Metazoa; Chordata; Amphibia; Anura; Pipidae
Gene: cnn2.S
Product: calponin S homeolog
Biological process (GO): actomyosin structure organization; actin filament organization
Cellular component (GO): focal adhesion; actin cytoskeleton
Molecular function (GO): actin binding; actin filament binding
Source: RefSeq, marked provisional